Molecule: messenger RNA, 4718 nt
Organism: Pseudophryne corroboree (corroboree frog)
Lineage: Eukaryota; Metazoa; Chordata; Amphibia; Anura; Myobatrachidae
Product: CD109 antigen-like
Exons: 33
Coding region: 1-4209 (1402 amino acids)
Cellular component (GO): extracellular region
Molecular function (GO): endopeptidase inhibitor activity
Source: RefSeq, a predicted model, not a curated record
AUGUGGCUUGCUCCUCCUAAUCUAACUGUACUCAUGUUUCUGAUGCUUGGCUUCUCUGAUGCUGGGCCAUCAUACCACAUUAUUACACCCAAUAAAGUUAUGUCUGGUUGUAAUACAACACUUGCUGUUCAUUGGUUUGGCAAUUAUUCUGAAAUUAAUGUGACUGCAACAUUAUUUAACAAAGGUGAAUUUUUAAUAAGUGAAAGUGAUGUCUUCUAUAAAGAUUCUAUUGGAAUUCUGAGUCUUCCAGCACUACAGCUGCCAGUAAAUGCAAUAUCACGGUUUUAUACUAUGGUUGUAAGAGGAUCAGAUCCGGAGGAAAUGCUCUUCUCAUAUGAAGCUCAGCUAGAGAUGACAAUGGCAAACAUAUCUAUAUUUAUACAAACAGACAAAGUGACCUACACAGCAGGAGAGGUGGUCAAAAUCCGAGCUGUUGCUGUAGAUCAAAACAUAAGGCCGUACAGUGGACUCAUUGAUAUAAUUCUAACAGAUUCACAGGAAAAUAUUAUCCAGCAGUGGCUGAAAAUGAAGCCCGAUUUAGGAGUAUUGUCUAUGGAAUUGGUGCUUUCUAAUAAUCCUAAUCUUGGUGUUUGGAGAAUACAGGCUACUACAAAGAUGUUUUCCAACAUUCAAUAUUUUGUUGUUGAUGAUUAUGUUUUGCCCAUAUUUGAUGUCUCUCUCAAAGUCCCAUCUCUUUACGUUGAUCCAAAACAACCCGGUAUUUCUGGAACUGUCACAGCAAACUAUAUGUAUGGAAAGUCUGUGGAAGGCAAUGUAACAAUAUCUGUGGUACCUACAUAUUACUUUGGAUAUGUGAGUGGUGUUAAUAAAACAUAUGAGAUCCCAGGAUCAGUAAACUUCAGCUUCACACACAUGGAAGUAACAGAUAUCAUGAUGUGGGGUUCAGUAAAUAUAACAGCAUCAGUCACAGAACAACUAACAGGUAUCACAAUUGACGCAACCUCUUACAUCACAAGAGUAUAUUCUGAGUACAUGUUGUUACUACAUGAGCGAACAGGACUGUUUUAUCCAGGUUUCAAUUACACCACAAAGAUGCAAAUCCUACGAGUUGACCAUGAAGCACUGUCAGUAGAGGAAAGGGAAACAAACAUUUCUCUUAAAAUAACACAAUUACAAAACUAUUGGUGGUAUGGUUUCAACACAGGUAAUGAUGCUCAUGUACAACAAUACAAAAUUCCACAAGAUGGCACUUUCAGAAUUGAGUUUGAAGCGCUACAAUCAACUCAAAUGAUUCAAAUUGAGGCUGAAUAUCAGAACAUCACACAAACCUGGUAUUUGUACAGAUCAUAUGGAAUGAAUUCUUUUAUACAGAUACGAGAGCCCCCAAACUCUCCAUUAGAGGUUGGGAAAGCAUUUGAAUUGCAGAUUGAAGUCUUCCCUGAAGUAGAUGAGUUAUUUUAUGUGGUUAUGGCUAAAGGAACAAUUGUGUCUGCUGGGAAGAAGAGCAGGACGUCAUUCAGCCUGACCCCACAGCACUCUUGGGCUCCCUCCGCAGAGAUCAUCCUUUACUUUCAUAAUGUUAAUGGAGGUUAUGGUGAUAUUGUGCAAACCUCCUACAUGCUGUCCAUCAAAGGAAUGUUUAAGAACAAGGUAACAUUAUCAUGGAGUAAAAACACAGCGCAGCCAUCUGAAAAUGUGUUGCUAUCUGUCAAUGUGACUGAAUCCCGCUCUUUGGUCGGACUGCGAGUCGUUGGUAAAAGUCCCUCACUUCUUGGAAAUGAAAAUGAUCUAACUGCAAGUAGAGUGGAAAAGUCUUUUGCGAGUUACACAAAGCCGUGGGGAUAUAACACUCUGUCUGAUGCCACAAUUAACACACUUUAUCCUUCAUACGAAGGAUUUCAGCCCACUAUUUCAAGCAUACCAGUUACAAUGCCAUCACCUUCAGCUGAUAGGGCGCUUCUUCCAGAAACAUGGAUUUGGCUAGAAACCAACAUUAGCUCGGGAAACACCUAUACCCUGCCAUUAUCUGUCCCCGACACAAUGACUUCAUGGCUGGCCAGUGGAUUUGUUAUUUCUGAGAUGCUUGGACUGAGUGUUACAGAUGAAUCGGCUGAGCUACAAGUAUUUCAAACUUUCUUUGUUUCACUGAGUCUCCCAUACUCGGUAACUAGAGGUGAAGUUUUCCUAGUGGAAGCCAUAUUGUUCAAUCAUCUGACAGAAAACCUACAGGUCCUGGUAUCUUUGGAGCCCAGUGACUCAUUUGAAAUAUUUGUACCAAAAAAUUCAAGUACUGUAAUAGGUCAGCAGAUUGUGGACGUUCCCAGUAACAGAGAAAUUACUUGCCUAUUUCCAAUCAGACCUACGAGGCUUGGUCCAAUCCUAAUCACAGUGAAUGCAACUUCAAAAGCAGCUUCUGAUAUGGUAACUGAAAAAAUACUUGUGAAGGCUGAAGGAGUGCAGAAGUUUUAUUCCCAGUCUGCUCUUUUUGAUAUGAAAAACACCACAGGGCCAAGUCAUCCUCUUUCAAAAACCUUGUCAUUCAUUUUCCCUGAUGAUGUGGUGGAAGUAAGUGAGCAAGCUUAUAUCACUGUUAUUGGAAACCUUCUUGCAACCUCAAUCGAUGGCUUGGAGUCUCUGAUACAGAUGCCUUGUGGUUGUGGAGAACAAAAUAUGAUUUACUUUGCACCAAACAUCUAUGUUCUUCAAUACUUAGUAGCAACUAACCAGGCAACAGAAUACCUAACAGCAAGAUGUAUAGCCUUCAUGAAAGAAGGGUACCAAAAUGAAUUAAAUUACAGAAGAUAUGAUGGCUCCUUUAGUGCUUUUGGGAACAGUGAUAAUUAUGGAAGUACAUGGCUUUCAGCAUUCGUGUUUAGAUGUUUCCUCCAGGCUCGGCCAUUUAUAUACAUAAAUCCAGAUGUUUUAAAUGGGACAGUGGAAUGGUUGGUGCAGUACCAGGAUAUGAACACCGGGGUAUUCUCUGAGCCUGGGCGUGUUAUUCACACAGAACUCCAGGGAGGUCUGAACGGCCCCGUUACCCUGACUGCUUAUAUACUGACCUCACUGCUAGAGGAUGAAUAUUACAGAAACCGUUAUCACUCCAGAGUUCAAAAAGCCGUGCAGUAUCUUGAGGGGAAGUUUGCUGAAGGAAUUUCCAGCAAUUACACUUUUUCAGUUGUUGUGUAUGCUCUGUCACUGGCCAAUAGCACCAAAGCAGAGGCUGCUCUAACCCAGCUUAAUUCAAGGGCAAGUACUACAGGAGGGUCAAAGUACUGGUCUUCACCAUCUGAAACAGAAAUCUAUUACUGGCAGCCAAGGACAACAGAUAUUGAGACGGCAGCCUAUGCCCUGCUUUCCUUCUGCCAGCAGAACAGAAUUGCAGAGGGCAUCCCUGUCAUGAAAUGGCUUAGUCAGCAGAGGAAUCAUCUUGGAGGCUAUUCAUCUACUCAGGAUACAAUAAUGGCUCUGCAAGCUCUGUCGCAGUUUUUGGUAGCUUCGCCCUCUAGUGAUACAUCUCUUACUGUGUCUGUCAUUGGAUCAGACCUAUACAAUUACGUACCAAAAACAUUUCAGAUCAACAGUGAUAAUCUUCUCUUGUUACAAAGUCAGCAGAUCGGAGUUUCCCAGCCUUUGUCAAUUAACAUUACCGCAGAUGGAAGAGGAUUGGCUAUUGUACAGCUUAAUAUCAUAUAUAACCAGAAAGCAUCCUCGAGGCAUAGAAGACAUCUUGUUCCAUCAGAAGCAUUCUCAUUAGAUGUUACAGUAAUAGAAGACCAGUUUAACACUGCUCAUCUUUCAGUAGAAAUAUGCACAAGUUAUCAGGGUGCAGGGAAUGAGAGUGGCAUGGCAAUCCUAGAAGUUGAAUUUCUAAGUGGAUUUACAAUGAGCCCUAAAGGAAUUCCCAUAAGCGGAUCAGUUAAGCGAGUGGAGCUUAAAGAUGGUGAAGUGUAUAUUUACUUUGAUUCGGUGACAACUAAUCGAGUUUGCAUAUCCGUUCCAAUGGUAAGGUCUGCAAAAGUAGCCAGUUCUCAAGAAGCUGUGAUCAAAAUAUAUGACUAUUACAACCCAAGAAAUUCUGCAACACGAAUGUAUAACUCUGAGACUGUGAGAGAUAUCUGUGAUUUCUGUGGGACAGAUUGUGCUCUGUGUAAUUUUAACACUUCAGGCGAAGAGGAAUUCAAUGGCGCUAUCUCACCAGAAUUGUCCAUGUUUUGGUUUUGCAUUAUUUUAUUAUACUACUUAUUUUAAAAUUGUAUUUUCAAAGACAUUUGUUUUCUGUACAAACAUACAGUAGGUCCUGAUUCAUGUUUGUAAGCUAAGCAAAAUGUCAAGCAACUUGGCAAAACCAUGUUGCACUGCAUGUGGGGCAGAUGAUUUAGAUUUCAGUGGGUUAUAUUUUAAUCUGUGCAGGGUAAAUGCUGACAGAUUUAUUUUUACACUGCAAUUUAGAUUUCAGUUUGAACACAACCCACUCAAAUCUAAAUUUCUCUGCACAAGUUACAUCUACCCCACCUGCACUGCAACAUGGUUUUGCCAAGUUGCUUGACAUUUUGCUUUGCUUACAAACAUGAAUAAUUUUAUAUAGCUGUCAUUUAUGUAACAAAAAGGAUAUUGAUGAUUUCACAAACAUGAAAUACUGAAUAUUAUGUCAAAUGUGCUAAACCAUUCGGUAUAUUAUUAUAGUAUAUGUAUUAGAAUAUCCUUACAAAAGCAUAACUAAUAAAAUGCACUAAUAAAGACACAAUUGUGCCAUUUUA